This is a messenger RNA of Rasamsonia emersonii CBS 393.64, 363 nucleotides long. RefSeq lists its product as uncharacterized. The record is from RefSeq and is a predicted model, not a curated record. Lineage: Eukaryota; Fungi; Ascomycota; Eurotiomycetes; Eurotiales; Trichocomaceae. Bases 1 to 363 code for a protein of 120 amino acids. The transcript has 4 exons.
AUGGUUAUGAACUUUGUCACCGUCAUCAGCAUGUAUUCGAAUAAGCACCCUGCAGCAACAAGAGCUGUGUCUUUCCCGCAGAGUCAUUUACGAACAGGAUUUCAACAAUAUUUGGCCGCAAAAUACUACCAAGUCGUCCAGGGGUACAUUCUAUCUAACGUGCACCAUCCGUGCACAGAGGACACGCUAAAGAGUGAAAAGGAGAAUUCCAGCGCCGCGUGCACUUUCCGAACAGAUGUAUUGAAUAUCCGCGAAUCUAGUACUCUGGCCGAGAGAGUGACUAAGCAACAACAAAAGGAACAAGAAAGAAUAAGUGAAAGUGUCCUGUAUUAUGUAUCCUCCCGCAUUGGAGCGGUUCAAUGA